AUGAAGCAUUCGUUCUCUUCACUGGCCGCUGUGGCCUUGACACUAUCUACAUCAAUUCUUGCGUCUCCGACGCCUCAACUGGUGGUGCCGGGAAUCAUUGAUGAUGUAACCUGCCUGGCUGUCAAUGUCAUCACCGAACUUCUCGUUGGAGACCCCCUGGCGAUUGCCUAUUGCGCUGCUGUGGUUCCUCUUCCUUCAGUCAUCAGGUCUAGAACCACCACUAUCGUGAGACCAACCACUGUCACAGUGACGACGACCAACUCCAACGGCGUUCGUCCGACCAUCACAAGCGGCACUACCGUAACUGUCACCAGCAGCUCUUGCAAUGCCAUCCCCACGCUGUUCAAGCGACAGUUACUUCCACCAAUUUACAUCCCGCCCAUCCCUGCCUGCGUCACCCAAUUCCCGACUCUUGAUGUCACCAAGGCGUGUAGCUGUAUCGACCUCCCAACUCCUACAGUCACAUCUACCAGGACCGUCUUCGUUUCGCCCACAAUCACCAUAACCAGGACUGUUGGCCCCGUUGGAAACGGUUCCCCCACUGUAACGACAUCUACAGCCACGCAAACCAUUACGACAAGAGCCUGUCCCGCGCCCUCUACUUGUGGAAACCAGGGCAUCGAAUUCGCAUACUAUAACAGAACCGUCGAUGGUGAUUUUGCCGACUGGCGCCCUGAAGAAUACAAAAUAAUCCAACCGGAGUACCAAGGCGUGACCAACGUCAUCGGUGGCAUCAGCUUCCAAGACAGCGCCCCAAAGAGCGUCUACGGCUCACCUCCCCUCUCAGAGUCUGACUUUGUCCUCAACCAUCGCGGGUACAUCUACGCGCGCCAGACGGGCACCUACACAUUCACUCUCAACCUAGUUGACGAUGCCGCCUACAUCUGGAUCGGCCCCGAGGCAUACUCUGGCUGGACUGGCGCAAACGCGGAUCUAAAGGCCGUCUACAACAACGGACCUGCAACGGGAACUUUUACUGCCGACCUCCAAGAAGGCCAGUACUAUCCCUUCCGUAUCGUCUACGGUCAGGGACCUCGCAUUGCCGAGUUCGAUAUUGAAGUCAGCGCACCGGAUGGAACCACUUUCCUGUCGUCAGAUACGACCGGGUCACCGUAUCUCGUCCGCUUCUCUUGCGACAGAGCUACCGCGCCUCGAUUCUGCUCCUUUGGAUUUGAGUUUUAG
This is a messenger RNA of Trichoderma harzianum CBS 226.95, 1182 nucleotides long. RefSeq lists its product as hypothetical. The record is from RefSeq and is a predicted model, not a curated record. Bases 1 to 1182 code for a protein of 393 amino acids. The transcript is spliced from 4 exons. Lineage: Eukaryota; Fungi; Ascomycota; Sordariomycetes; Hypocreales; Hypocreaceae.